AAGCUAGAAACUUGAACAAGAAAGUAGAGUGUCUUUGCCUCUUAUUUUCAAAAACAAAAAAAGUUGCAGAAGGUUGAGAAUUGAAACCUUAUGAUAUGUUGAAGUGUAGUAUGACACACUGACUACAGAACACAUACAGGUGUGGAACCGUUCUUUAAUCUGAAAGCUCCAAUCUUUGUGACAGGAACAGGGUUGGCAGCCAGCAGCCAGCAGCCAGCAGCCAUUGGUACUUCCAUGAGAUGAGGGAGAAGAAAGCCUCCAAAUCUUUAUCUUCAACCUCUCUUUGUGCCACACUUCGUGACGCAUACCACAAUUGCUUCAACAGGUGGUACGCCGAGAAAUUCAUGAAGGGUCACUGGGACAAACAAGAUUGCGUUUCUGAGUGGCAGAAAUACCGGGAGUGCCUUUCUCAACAUUUGGAAGAUAAGCAUCUGAUUGGUUUCUUACAAGCUGAAGGCAUUGUUCAAGACAGUGGUGUUACUUCUCAGUAACUUGUGGAGAGUAAGGUGAUUCAGACAUCAAUUUUUUGGUGCAGGUAACUGACUGCCAACGGAGAAAGCUUAUUCCUGUGAUGAUCAUUGUUGAUGUGGUAUUAUGUCCGCUACCUGUGCGCUGUAUCUUUGUUUGAAUAGAGCAAGCUUUGUAUUUCUGUAAGAAAUCUUUCUGGUUUAUGGAUUAUGGAAAUCAAUUGUAGUAUCGUUAUUUCUAUUUAUUUUUUUUGGACUUUGGAUCUUGUUGCAAAAAGGAAAAAUUCAAAUUUAGUUUUGCUUAUUGGUGUAAUAUAAUUAGAUUGAUAGUACUA
Messenger RNA from Vigna umbellata (rice bean), 802 nucleotides. The record is from RefSeq and is a predicted model, not a curated record. NCBI's taxonomy places the organism in Eukaryota, Viridiplantae, Streptophyta, Magnoliopsida, Fabales, Fabaceae.